AUGUCUUCCAAUAGAUUGUUGAACGUAUCAUCAUCGGCAUCCUUGUUAUCUACGUUAGCUACUCGUCAGAGGUUCAAUAUCAUCCUCGGAAAGAGAACAGUAUUUUCUUCACCUCUUCUGUCUAACAGAAAUGAAAUGUGCAAGGCUCAUCAUCAUCAUCAUCUCGGAGAUACGGACAGAAGUUAUCAUACAAGCUCCGUGAUGAUGAUGACCAAACGAACGCACUCCAAAGGCUCUGAUAGUCAAGGAGGUGGUCGAGAAACCACGAGUCGUUCCAAAAAUCCGUUCCAAGUACAAGCUGAGAAGGAAGAAGAAGAAGCUUUCUUUACUCCCAAUUUCAAUACAACAUCAACAAAAUCAUCAUCGGAACAAGAACAACCACAAUCCAUUGACUCUACUCUUUCUGAAAAUGCUGAAUCUUAUACCAAGAUUUUGAAAAAGUUCUUCUUAAAAGUUCACCCUGAUUUCUUUCAUCAAGAUGCUGUUAAACAACAACAAAAUAAGGAGUCCUUUUCAAAGUUGAAUGAAUUGUUGAAUUGGUCGAAUGAAUAUUUGAAAUUGAGAUUGGAUGACAAGAAUAUUUCGGAGGACGAAAAGGCAGAAAUGGAACAACGAUUGCAUCGAUUAGGAAAUAUUCCAAGUGUUGGAGAUAGUUUUGUGUUUUAUGUAAGAGAACAAUCGAGAAAGGUGGAACCUUAUAGAAUUGAGGUGGUGUUUGCAUUGUCUUCAAAACUUCAAUUUAACGGAAAACUGAAAAGCAGAUUAAUGCUCACUCAACGAUUGGAGGAGUUGGUGACAUCUCUAUUGGAAAAAUCCAAAAUCAUCACGGAAUCAGAAGCUCGUUACAGAAGAGAAGCUGCUUUAGAACAAUUUAAGCAAAUGGAAGAAGACUCGACACAAACAGGAAAAAGAAGCUACAGAUCUCUCAAAGACGAGCUACGAAUGGCACUACAAAACAAUUUACAAGGUGCAGUCAAUUUAGAAAAAUUACGGAGAGGAGAAGAGGAUGACACUGAAGCAUGGUGGUGGGAUAUGGAUGUUCCUACCAUUGAACAUUUAAUUACACACGGAAUGAUAUUUUUCUCAAAGCACUUGUCUCCUGAACAAACAAUCAAAGCCAUGACAACUUUAAAAGAAGGACUUGCCGAGAUGCGGUACUUUGAAUGGAGCGAUAUUCCAUUAAUGAUAACUGAAAGGACUGAGAAAUAUGCUGUAAAUGAUCCUGUUGAUGGAUUUAUUUGCAUUCCGUACAAUUUCAACACGUAUGAUUUCACCAAACAAAUUUUAGAUAACCAAAAGAAUAUGAAAUUACUCAUUGAAAAACGUGAGCUCACAAGAAAAAAGGCCGAAACUAUUCAAAAUAUUAGAGAAAAAUUGAUUGAGGAAGUAGGAUUAUCAGAUCUCGCAAUUUCUCCAACUCUAACCUCAGAUCAAUUGUAUACCUUUAUUGAAAAUUUUGAAAAAAGAUAUCUAACGAAUGAAAAGCUAAAAUUGGUUCUCAAAGAUUUAUGCCUCAUUGUGGACAGCAAAUAUACUGCCAGUCCUGAUGGAUUUAUUUCUAUUCAUUGGAACUUUUUAGAAAAUGGACGAGAUAAUUUUAUUGAAUUCUUGAGAGAUUUGGGAGCUCAGAAACUCAAAAGUAUUAAGGACAUGGGUAAAGCUCUUGUUGCUAUUCGAAAAUCAAUUGCAACGCUUGGAGAAGAGAUUAUUGGCAAGUUAAAAUGCAAAGAAUUUAACCUUAACAAGUACAGCGAUUUUGAAGGAGCCAUUCUUGAGAAGCAUCAAUUAUUACCACUCACCAAUGAAUUUUUAAAGAAGCUACGAGAAUGUUGCUUGUUUUUAGAAAGAUUUGAUUGGUCCACAUAUUCCUUCUUCAUGGUGAAUACACUCUCGGCACCAAAGGAUUUAAAACUUCCAUUCAAACACAUUCCAAAUGUUCAAACUCAAACAGAUAUUGAUAAUCUAAUGAGAAGAUUAACAAUAUAUGGUGACACUGUGAUUGACAUGGGUGACCGAGUGGUUUACAUUCCAAUUAAUUUCAAUGAAAAUCAACUCUUUAAAUGUGUACAAGCACAUUGGAAGGAAGUCAACAAAACAGAUCCAUCCUCGAAAGAACAUCUUGCUUCAGAGAGUGCACUCGACUUUUCAGACGUGGUCGAUCCACAAGGUUUCCAAAAUUAUAGAAAUUUGGCAAACAUGCUUGUUGAAAAAACAGAAUUAGUAUUAUCCAAAAAACGAGCAGAGAGAUACAAGAUAUUAGCAGAAUAUUUGAAUCAUCUUGAAGAUGCUCAAUUGUAUGGAAAGAGCAAACAAGUACUUGAAAUUAUGUUAGACGAUCCAGAAGAUCAAAGAUUUGUUGAACUCUAUCAAACUUGGUUCAGAAUUAAGGACGUACCUCUCGAAGAUUUUGAAACAAGUUCAUAA
Naegleria lovaniensis is the source of this 2424-nucleotide messenger RNA. RefSeq lists its product as uncharacterized. Gene Ontology annotation, cellular component: mitochondrion. NCBI's taxonomy places the organism in Eukaryota, Heterolobosea, Eutetramitea, Acrasida, Naegleriidae. Bases 1 to 2424 code for a protein of 807 amino acids. The record is from RefSeq and is a predicted model, not a curated record. The transcript has a single exon.